Messenger RNA from Hordeum vulgare subsp. vulgare (domesticated barley), 1335 nucleotides. RefSeq lists its product as uncharacterized. Bases 448 to 1110 code for a protein of 220 amino acids. The record is from RefSeq and is a predicted model, not a curated record. NCBI's taxonomy places the organism in Eukaryota, Viridiplantae, Streptophyta, Magnoliopsida, Poales, Poaceae. The transcript has 3 exons.
CAAACAGCCACAACCACGCACACACGUCCCACGCCUCAUCUUCCACAAGCCCCAUCCCACCCCGUCCCAUCGCUAAAACUGACGACGCCAUACAACCCUGCUCUCCCUCACGCUCCUGGCCGCCGUCGGGCAUCCACUGUGCAGGCUGCGCCAAUUGCCUUCAGCUCCUUCCAUGGCUGCGCCAAUUGCCUUCUCCUCUUCGCCCUCCAUCCCAGCCCCAGCUAAGUCGGUGCAGGUGUAGGCGCGAUGACCGGAUCCAGCAGGUUUCAACUUUUUGUAGGUGCUCGCUGACGGGUCGGCCUGUAUCGUAGCCUCUUUGGUCGCAUCCUCCGCCGUCUACUUCGACACGUGCGAGAUUGCCAAGUCGCUGCUCCGCCUGGAUGCCCUUCCUUGCUCACGGCCGGCUCCAGCGGUACAUCUCCUUCACCAUCAUGAUCCCAAUUUCACAUGCAACUCCUCCAGUCGGGCGCCACCUCAAGGCCUACAGUACCCCACUCGACGUCGUCGCGGCUGAUGACUAGGAUGGGUGCCUGGGUCCAAAGGGGAGCACCACCAUGGUGGCUUGGUGGGGACGAUGCAGGAGGUCAUGGCGGAGGAAGACUUACAAUCGAUGCUAUCAUUUUUUAUGCCUUCAGGACGUCCAGGCUUGCGAUCUCAAGCCAAGCCUUAAUUCGUGUAAAAGGAAGCGAAGCCAUGGCGGGUAUCGUCGAAUCGGAGGGCAUGGUCUGGUCACCUGGAGCUGCGGUUCUUCGGCCAGGACGACUAGGCAGACAUCUUAGAGCUGAUGUGCAUAUAUAUAGGACAAAGCAGAUUGGUGGUGCUAUGGGUGACGGCGUUAAACUUAGACACACCAUGCAUGGCCGAACAAACACCGGCAGGAUCCAAACUAAAGUUGGGUCUUACAAAUCCUCUUCGUUACCAGCUGGGGAGGACAUAGGUCGUUACUACUCAUUGGUGACUUUCCUCGGCAAUAGUGACCUCGACAAGACCACGACGGCAAAGCCAUUGCCCCUCAGGAUGCAUACUUAUCACAUCCAGGGUGGUGAAAUUCUCGCAAGAACAGGAGACGUUCAAGAGACACAUUUGUCAAAUAGUUAUUCUAAAAUUUGACAAAUGUGACUCAAAAAUUCGUGCAAGGCGGCUAGGAGGAGCUGGACCUGGGUGAUAAAAUCAAGUGGCAGUGAGGCCGCAAUGAUUUCGGAUUAUGUAACUAUUCCAGGUGACCGAGGAAUACGACAUUCACGGUGGGUGGUGCUAUAGAAGAUAAGGAAGAAGGACGGACACGAGAAAUUUAAAGCGAGAAAAAUAAAGGAAAGCUCACCAUUAUUAUGCUUA